AUGGCCACCUUGGAUCAAAUAAAGGAGGUUGUAAGGGGAGAAACAGACAAAAUUAAUUUAAAGCUUGAUAAACUGACAGCAAAUGUUGAAGAACUUUGUAAAACAGUCAAAUUCCUUAGUGAUAAGUACGACGAGCUGCUUCCUCAAGUGCAGCAAACAAACGGGAAGUUAAACCAGCAGGCAAAAAGUAUUGAUGCUGUAAAGGUGGAACUUGACAAAGUUAAGAAAUGUGCUACAGAUGCAAUGUCCCAAAUUGAAGAAAUCGUCCAAUACGUGUGCAGAGACUGUCUGGAAAUUUCGGGUAUAAAACCUUCUGCCGAGUGCACAUGUGAAAAGAUUGUCACCUCCAUUAGUGCAGUGAUUGAUGUCACUACAGUGAAGGAAGAAAUUUCUAUCGCUCAUCAAAUUCCCACUUAUAAGGAGGAUGCGCCUCCAGAGAUAAUUGUUGAAUUUACAAGGAGAAAUAGAUUGUAUCAUAAUGGUAGUCUUAGAAAGCUGGCCAACGAGAAAAUUCAAGAUUUACCCUAUCUUAACCUGAAGUCUACCGAAAAUUUGUACACUUCCGAAUCACUCACGCCCUACAAGAAGCAAUUCAACUCUUCAGUAAAGUAAACAAGCAAAAGAAGAAAUUCAAGUCGACGUACAUAUGGACACAUAGUGGAAUAAUCUUUAGCAAAGCAAACAAGAAUUCUACUACGACUCAUAGUUUCGACACAUUGGAGGACCUUGCAAAAUUUCAAAAUGAACUUCAACAUCUUACUGCCUAGAUUCUUCCGUUUACAGCUUUUCCACUUACGAGGAAAAAGACACCAUAGUCUAGAAAAA
Messenger RNA from Porites lobata, 825 nucleotides. Lineage: Eukaryota; Metazoa; Cnidaria; Anthozoa; Scleractinia; Poritidae. The record is from the annotation of a GenBank genome assembly.